AUGAGCCCGGUAGCUGCAAAGAGGCACACUGAGAACAUGACACAGCUCAACAAGAAACAGUUAAGCAUAGAUGCAAAAAUGCCACCAAAAAAAUCCCCUCCAGCUCCUAAAAAAGCUGGCCCUCAACCACAGGUAAAGCGUGGCCAUGGGCCACAACCCACUCAAUCACAAUAUCCAGGAAAGGCGAUUAAAACAACACAGCGUUAUCCGGGAGCGUACAUUUCUCCUCCAGUUCAAGGUCAGGCACCUCGUGGGGUAAUUCGUUCGCUGGCACUCCUUCCACCUCUCAAAUGUCCUCCCGGAUUAGAAUAUUUAAACCAGAUUGAUCAGAUAAUAAUUCAGCAACAGAUUGAGUUUCUGGAAAUAAUAAUUGGCUUUGAAACUAACAACAAAUAUGAAAUAAAAAAUGGCUGGGGGCAAAGGAUUUACUUUGCAGCUGAGGAAACCGACUGCUGUACCCGAAACUGCUGUGGGGCAUCCCGGUCGUUUGCAAUGAAAAUCAUGGACAAUGUGGGCCAGGAAGUGAUAGAGCUCAGGCGACCUCUCAGAUGCUCCAGUUGCUGGUGUCCGUGCUGCUUGCAAGAGCUUGAAGUCCAGGCCCCUCCAGGCACCCCGGUUGGGUAUAUUAAACAAACAUGGGAUCUCUUUCUGCCUAAAUUCAUUAUCCAAAAUGCAGCUAAGCAGGAUGUUCUUAAAAUCGUUGGGCCCUGUGUAGUGUGCAGUUUUUAUCAAGAUAUUAAUUUUGAUGUGGUGUCACUAUAUGAGCAGAAAAGAGUUGGAAGAAUUUCUAAGCACUGGACUGGCUUUGCGAAAGAGAUCUUCACUGAUAUUGACAACUUUGGGGUCAAGUUCCCAUUGGACCUUGAUGUUAAAAUGAAGGCUGUCAUGAUUGGGGCUUGCUUCCUCAUGGAUUUCAUGUUCUUUGAAUCCGCAGGAGCUGAGGAACAGCGAGUUGGGGUCUGGCAAUAG
Molecule: messenger RNA, 969 nt
Organism: Rhineura floridana
Lineage: Eukaryota; Metazoa; Chordata; Lepidosauria; Squamata; Rhineuridae
Product: phospholipid scramblase 2-like
Exons: 1
Coding region: 1-969 (322 amino acids)
Biological process (GO): plasma membrane phospholipid scrambling
Cellular component (GO): plasma membrane
Molecular function (GO): phospholipid scramblase activity
Source: RefSeq, a predicted model, not a curated record